CGAGUUGUGAUCAAAAUUUGACCUCAGACUUACAAAUAUUGAUCUAUCUUUGUUAAACAUUUAAAACACAUUACUUUGUUUAAACACAGUGUGUGUAUGUGUGUGUGUGCGGAUAAACAGUUGUAAAACAAUGUCUUAACGUCUCCAUAAGUAGAUAUAGACAGUCAUCUAACAUCACACCUUCAUGUCUGUUCAAACUGUUAGUAUCUAGAAUUUUAUGAUUAGACGUAUUUUCAAAAUUAUGGUGUUUAGGAUUAGAGUUUAGUUGAACAACCCCGUCAAACUUAUUGCUUUGUCUUCUUUCUAAAAGUUGAGCGGCUUUGUUUGACCUACUAAAGUUGUCAGGUGACUGGACAGCUACGAAUUUAGGAUACGCAUUCCGCUGCAGACAACAGAGAUUGGAAACUUGUUAUGUUAAUUUCGAUUAUUUCCCUGAAGACGUUCGGAGCAGAUUGCCGAUUGGAAUUACUCAUUUUAAUAUCGCUGAGAUUUUACAAAUAUAAUUUUUUACAAAUGUCUACUUCUCACUCGGCACCCAAAUAUUAUAGAACUAUUCUGUCAAAUCUUGACUACAGUUCAUUUGAUUUAUUUUGUAAUCGAAUUAAAUUAACAAAGAAACAAUGUAAUUUGCAUAAUCAUCGUGUUUCUACUCUCCGUUGUCUGCAGCAGAAUGCGGGCAGCCUGUAUACGGCCAUAGGUCAUUUGAUCAGCUGAUGGA
Molecule: messenger RNA, 718 nt
Organism: Trichobilharzia regenti
Lineage: Eukaryota; Metazoa; Platyhelminthes; Trematoda; Strigeidida; Schistosomatidae
Source: the annotation of a GenBank genome assembly